Messenger RNA from Striga hermonthica, 1719 nucleotides. NCBI's taxonomy places the organism in Eukaryota, Viridiplantae, Streptophyta, Magnoliopsida, Lamiales, Orobanchaceae. The record is from the annotation of a GenBank genome assembly.
AUGAUUCUUCACUUGUACUGUUGCUUCUCCUCCCCUUCACUUCCCCUUCUCCCUAUUCAUUCCUCCCUCAAACACACCCCAUUCUGCUUCCUCCUUCCCGCCAAGAGCACCACCCACCGCACAGCACCUCCGCCUUCCUGGAACCUCGCUGCCUCUGCUCAGAAUCAGGUCUCCAAGCCGACCGACGGAGGGGGGUUUAGAGCGUCGGAGCUUCUCGAUGAAGAGCUACUGGGUCGGGUUUCGACAGCCGGAGAUGCGGCCGAGGCGCUGCUUCUCAUUGCGGAGGAGCGGCGAGGUGGCGGCUUCGUGAGUGUUUCUGACUGUCGUUUGAUUAUCUCGGCGGCGCUUGAUCGUGGCAGCGCUGAGCUGGCACUCUCCGUGUUCGCCGCUAUGCGCGCGAGCUUUGACUCUGGGUGGGGUGAGAAUUCAACUUCCGAUGAGAAAUGGAAGUGGUCAAGACCUGAUUCACAUACCUAUACAUUAUUAGCCAAGGGGCUUGCAGCGUCAUUAAGGGUUUCAGAUGCCCUUAGAGUGAUUGACUGUGUUUGCCGAGUGGGAGUGUCUCCUGGUGAAGAGGUACCUUUCGGUAAGGUUGUGAGAUGCCCUAGUUGUAUGAUAGCUGUUGCUGUUGCUCAACCACAACAAGGCGUUCAGCUUGUUUCCUGCUCGAAAUGCCGCUAUCAGUAUGAACUAGUUUCAGGAAACAUUUUGAACAUAGAUUCGGAAGAAAUUAGCAUGGAAGUUCCUGCAUGGAGACGAGGGCUACAGUUUCUGCAAAUAAUGAAGCAAAACAUUCCAGCUGCUGUGCACUCCAUUGUGGUGGAAACCCCGUCUGGCUUGGCAAGAACUCACAGAUUUGCAACUGAAACAGUUGAUCUCCCUGCUCAGGAAGGAGAAAGAGUGACUGUUGCUGUAGCAGCCCCAUUAAGUGCUUACAGGGAAAUCGGCCCUUUAAAGUUUAGUCCACGAGUUCCCAGUUUCUACCCUGGGGAGCCCAUGUGUCUAACCAAUCAUAGGGAUGGUAGAGAAUCUCGAUUGCUCAGAGCGCCUGCUAAAGAUGUGGGCAAGUCCUUGCUGAGUCCAUCCAUCUUAUUUCCAACUAUUGCAGUGUUUGCAACUGGGGAUGCUGCCUCUGGAAUAGUUGACUCUAGUUUGCCUCAGUUAAUUGCAGUUGCUGUGGCAUCUUCAGUUGCUGUUGCCGUGACAUUUAAUAGUUUCGUUCUUCCGCAGCUCAACAAGCUUCCUCAAAGAUCAGUGGAUAUAACAUCUGUAAGGCAGCAGCUGUUAUCUCAGUAUGACGUACUUCAGUCUCGUAUCAAGGAGUUGAAGAAAGCUGCUGAAAAUGAGGUUUGGAUGCUCGCUCGAAUGUGGCAGUUGGAGAACAAAAUUUAUGCUGUGGGAGAACCUUCUUACCGUGCUAGAAGACAUAAAAUCAAAAGGGUACGUGAGGGUUUGGAGAUCUCCCUCGAGAAUCGGAUUGAACUGAUUGAAAGCUAUGCUAGGAUUUCUUCCAUGAUCGAAAUUGAGGUAGAAUUGGACUCAGAUGUUCUUGCUGCAGAAACUGUCAGUAGCUCAGAAAACAUUGCUCAACAGAUUCAGCAAAUCAUGGAAAUCGAGAAUCUUGAAGAGAAAUGGAGACUGCAAGCCGAGGCUAACGAUGAAGCUGAACGGCUUCUUAGUUCCGAGCCUUCUCUUUCUGAACAGGUUCCAGAGAGGUAG